This is a messenger RNA of Naegleria fowleri, 1326 nucleotides long. RefSeq lists its product as uncharacterized. NCBI's taxonomy places the organism in Eukaryota, Heterolobosea, Eutetramitea, Acrasida, Naegleriidae. The record is from RefSeq and is a predicted model, not a curated record. The transcript has a single exon. Bases 1 to 1326 code for a protein of 441 amino acids.
AUGAGAAGCAGCAAGGAAUUAAUUGUUUCAGCAGCAAUAAGCUCGUGUAUUGCAUUAUUGUUUUGCAUUGUGCUUACCCAAGCUAACCAUGUGGUCACAAAGCCACCACCUCCAAAACCAAAACAUGUAGAUUCUUACGGAGAUCAUCAAAAAUAUUGUUACAGGAAAUGUGUUCGAUAUGACUCCAUUAAGGGUGAAUGUUCAACCUAUGAUUGGGAAGGAACGACCAAACGUUGUGUUCAAUACAAGACCGUUGGUAAAGGACGUUGUAUUGAGUACAAACGUCGUGAGAAAUGUUUGAAAUGGGAAGGUCCAAGCACCAUCUGUGUUGCUCACGGUACAAGACCAGAGUGUGCCAAGUCUGAGAAACUCACGACCUGUGUCCAGGAAGACUUUAGAAAGAGUUGCAAGAAGAAAGGAUACAACGGUUUGUGUAGUGAAUGGGCAUUCCGUGAAAUUUGUGUCGACAGUUAUGCUCAAGCCAAUAAGAAGCCAGAUCCAUAUGCCCGAUGUGACUUGUAUUCAUACAUUCCCAAAUUGAAAUGCUACCAUAAGAGAAGAUGUGCUCAUUAUAAGGUUGACUCAUAUUGUGUCAAGCAUCACAACAAAUGCCGAAAGGAAUGCAAGUAUGUUGAAGUCAAGACUCAAGAUUUGUACGUUCCUCACAAUGCUGUGAAGGUUCCAAAGGGUAAGCCAGAUCCAUAUGCUCCACCAAAGGUUUUCAAGAAGGUCUGUUUCAAGAAAUGUCACCGAAUUUGUUCUGAAUUCUCCAAGAGAAGUACCUGUGACAAGUAUGAAAACGUUAAAUUCUGUAAGAAGACUGGUUAUAUUCAAUACUGUGCUCAACCAGCCUCAUCUGGAGAUGGUUAUGUUCAAAAACCUGAUAACUACAAUCCACCACCAUGCAAAAACAAGAAGAAGAUCAAGUACUGUAUCAGAUGGAAGAAGGAACGACAAUGUGAUGAAUACAGAAAGGUCCGUGUUUGUCUCAAGAGAAAGACCUUGUACUAUUGCGCUUCUUACAAAUUCACUCCAUUCUGUACUCAAUACGAACAUCUUCCAAAACGUUGUGUAAAGAAGAGACACAGCAAGAAAUGUAUCAACAAAUCCAAAGGUCAAAGAGUCUGUUGCAAGUAUGCUCUAGAGGGUGGUAAGCAAGUGUGUCGCGCCAAAGCCUCCAUCACCAAAUGUGCUGAAUUUAAGACCAUUUGUCAUAAGGUUCAGGAAGACAACAACGAUACUGUUCCUGUCCGAGGUUUUGGAAAGAAGAAGAAGAAGAAACAUCACUACCACAAGAAGAAGGCUCAUCCUACAAAGAAGCAUUAG